Meloidogyne enterolobii is the source of this 1152-nucleotide messenger RNA. The record is from the annotation of a GenBank genome assembly. Lineage: Eukaryota; Metazoa; Nematoda; Chromadorea; Rhabditida; Meloidogynidae.
AUGAAUUUUUUAUUGACAAUUGGAAGCGACGACAACAAAAAACGAGAUGCCUUAAUUGCUCGUGACAAACUUUGUAAAAAUGAUUUGAGUGAUCAUCUAAUGUUAAUUCGCCUAUUUAAUGCUUAUGAAUCAGAACCAACUCAAUAUUUAAAAGAAAAAUUUUGUGACCAAUAUUUGGUUAGCGAACAAGCAAUGAGGAUGAUUCAUGGAAUAAAAAAACAAUUAAUUUAUGAACUUAGACGAUGUCAUUUAGUCCCAGAUGAUAUAUUUAGAGCAGAAGAUGACUCGUCUUUAAAUAAAUAUUCUGAUAGUUGGCCAAUGGUACAAGCAGUAAUUGUUGCUGGAUCUUAUCCGAAUAUUGGUUUUGUGCAAAGAGGCAACAAAUUUAAUAGGAUUCGUUCACAUGUUGGAAAAUCAUCAAUUUUUCACGCUAGUUCCUCAUUAAAAAAGCAAUUAACAACAAUUACGAAUACCUCAUCAAAUAAUUCAAAGAAAAUUGAACCAGAAUAUUUUGUAUUUCACGAAGCAAUUGCAAAAGAUGAUAGUAUUAUGACUCAACAUUCAAUCAAAAUUGUUACAGCAGUUCCUCAAAUUGCUGUUUUAUUAUUUGCGGGUCCAAUUCGAAUGGCAGCGGAAGCUUUGGCAUAUUUUGAAAUUGUUGAUACAAGUGGCGAUCUUCAACGAAAACGGCAAUUAAUUCGUGAAGAGAAAAUUGCAAAAUGGAAAGAACAACAAGAAAAUGAAAGGCGUUUGUGGAAUGAACGGAAUAUUAUUAUUCAUCUGGAUGAACACGAUACUGGUGAUCUUAAAGAUGAGGACCUGCCUCAUUCUCUUCAAGACGAUGAAUUUCUACAGCUUGACAAAUGGUUUGGGUUUCGAGGCAAAUUCAAUACAUUACAACGGGUUAUUCGUCUUCGCUGUCGCAUAAUGGAUUUGGUAGUUCGUUCACUUACAUUUGGUCAAAACAAGAAACAUGAUGAGCCUCUGCUAGAUUGUCUUAAUCAAAUUCUUUGCAUUGCACAUAAAUCUCAAGGAUUCAAUUCAGUGGUGGAUUUAUCAAGAGGGCCUUCACAACGUAAAAUUCGUACAGUUUCUAAUUCAAAUCGAAAUUUGGCUGCAACAGCACAUUCUGGAUCGAAGCAUAUUAGAUGA